Messenger RNA from Peromyscus eremicus (cactus mouse), 840 nucleotides. Its product is annotated as dynactin-associated protein-like. The coding region runs from base 37 to 840 and encodes 267 amino acids. Gene Ontology annotation, cellular component: Golgi apparatus; plasma membrane. Gene Ontology annotation, biological process: activation of protein kinase B activity. The transcript has 3 exons. NCBI's taxonomy places the organism in Eukaryota, Metazoa, Chordata, Mammalia, Rodentia, Cricetidae. The record is from RefSeq and is a predicted model, not a curated record.
UCUUGGAGUUAAGCUUGCAAUAUUUGCAGCUCAAGAAUGGACAGGAAGCAUGGAAAAUAUGUAGUGAGUAUGGAACAUCCUGGAAAACAGUCAUCAAGCACUUGUACAAAUGGCCAGGAAGCUCAUCAUCACACAUGUUGGUGUCCAUCUUCAAAUGAUGUAACUGGAAAUGUAUCUUCUAACUUGUCUGGAGUCUUGGUGAGCCCAGGAAUCCUUUCACAUUCAGAAUGUCAAUCCCCAGAGCCAUACAGCACACAGGUGGCUGGAAAUAGUUGUGGUGACUGGUCCCUGUGGAAAGUCUUCCUGGCUAGUCUAUUAGCCUCUAUGCUAACAACAGCGAUUGGGGUACUCACACUGAGCCUGGCGAAUAGAAACAAUUCCCCCAUUGUUAUCUACUUACCCUCCAACACUGAAGCACCUACAGUUACUCCUGGAACAACCUCUACUACUUCUCAAAACAUGGUGGCCACUUCCACAGGGUCUACAACCGCCAUGACAUCCCCUGAAACAACAGCCACAACAGCCACAACAGCCACCACAACUUCUACUGAGCCAGCAAGGACAUCCACUUCAACCCAGCCAACAACCUCCGCAGCAUCCACUGAAAUGAGUGCCACAACGGCCAUGGCCAUGACUUCAACUCCACCUAUAACCACAACAGCCACUCCCAUGACUUCAUCUGGAUCCAUGAGUACAGCUGCCUCAACCCAGCCCACAACCUCUGGAGCCCCCACUGAAACGUCAGCCACAACCAUGGAUUCAACUCAGCAUUUAACCACAUCAUCUACAGCUUCAAGUGAAACCACAUCCACCACCAGUGUUACAGAAACCAAUGUAUAA